CGCAAGCCUCACCGCCUGCAAGUCAUGCUGCUUUGCUAAGCUUGUCUUGACUUCAAGCCCCAAAACGCGUCCGACUGCAUGAAAUCCGAUGUCAGACUUAGAUCAGCAUGACCCAUUAGAGGCCAUCUUUCGUGGGCUCCAGUCCAGGAGCGAAGAAGUCCGGCAGCGACACGCGAACGAGCUCUGCACAUAUCACAAGGUAUCGACUACUGUGGCUGAAAUGACGCCAGAUGCUGCCGGGAGAGUCUGGGAUUCUGUUAACCAAGGCCUGUUCGAACUGUUACACAGCGUCCACAAUGAGUGGAAGUUGGGUGGCUUGGUAGCCAUGAAUGCUCUUCUCCUCAUUGAAGCUGAAGAAACCUUGGACUCAAAGCGGAACCUAUUCAGGUUCUAUAAUUAUGUCAAGCACCUCCUCCCCAAUCCAGACGUCUCCCUCAUGCUCCUCGCGUCUCAAACUCUCGGGAAGAUCGUGUUGGCCGCUUCUCAAAGUAACCAUGUCCCUUCGUCCGGUGGCGCAUUCAACGAAUCGUUCAUGGACCAUCAAGUUCCCGCUGUGAUAAACAUGGUCCAGCAGGAGUCGCAAAGAUUCGCGGGUGUUCUCCUCCUCAAAGAACUCGCAGCCAACAGUCCAAUAUAUUUCCAUGCGCACAUCGGCUUGGUGUUCGACAACAUACUCAUUCCGCUAAGGGAUCAGCGUCUGAUCGUGCGUGAAGCGGCUGCGAAGCUGCUUGCGACGUGCCUCGAUAUCUAUCGCCCCAAUUUGCACAGCAAGAGUCCCGUACCUUACUUGAAGAAUGUGUAUAACGACGCGCUAGCCGGGCUACAGCAAGCUUCAGUUGAAGUCAACCAUGCUUCCCUGUUGGCACUCCAGGAACUUCUAUUACAUGGUGGCAUGUUCAUGAGAGAUGUGUAUUCACAAGCUGCGCAAGCGAUUCUUCGAUUCCAGUCCCAUCGGGACAUCCUUAUUAGACGAAUCGUUUUGCAACUGAUACCAUCUCUUGCGGCCUAUGACACGCAGACCUUCUCGGAGAGAUUUCUCAGAGUCGUCAUGGUCCACCUCUCUCUUUCCCUGGAGAAACCCAGCGAUCGCUCGUUGGCCUUCAUUGCCAUCGGACAUACUGCCCACUCUGUGAAAAGCUACAUCAAGCCGUAUCUGGACUCGACAAUGAAGAUCAUCAAGCAAAGCCUCCAAGGGGCGAAGAAGCCUAGUGAAGCAGAAGGGCCGAUUUUCCAGUGCAUUGGCAUGCUUGCGUCAGCUGUUGGACCAGCUCUGACGAAGUGGCUGCAUGAUAUCUUUGACCUUAUGUUUGCUUCCGGGCUUAGUGAGACUCUCCGGGAUGCUUUGAUCGCUAUCGUCACUCAUAUUCCUCCAUUCUUGAAGCCCGUCCAAGAACGUCUGCUGAAUAUGCUAUGCAUUAUCCUCAGCGGCAAAGAGUACACCUCGCUGGGAUCGCCUGAUCCUUUCAUACAGCUUAAGCAUGAGAAUGACGCGUCGCCCCCUGUGGCACUCGAGUCGACCGUCAGCGAAGAGACAGAUCCGGAAACCAUCAAACUGGCCCUCACUACAUUGGGAUCUUUCGAUUUUAGUGGCCACGUCCUCAAUGAGUUUGUUCGGAACUGUGCCUUGCCCUAUCUCGAACAAGAUAACCCGGAAAUCCGGCGUGCUGCUGCGAUCACCUGCUGCCGCCUGUUUAUUCGGGACCCCAUCUUCUACUCAUCGAGUAGCCACGCCAUUCAGGUCAUCAGCGAUGUUUUGAAUAAGCUUCUCACAGUCGGAAUCGCUGAUCCAGAUGCCUCCAUCCGAAAGGUUGUCCUGACUUCGCUGCAUCCCGCUUUCGACAAGCAUCUGGCCCAAGCUGAGAACAUUCGCUCCCUCUUCAUCGCUCUCAACGAUGAGGUCUACGAGAACCGUGUCGCAGCGGUUCAUCUGAUUGGACGCCUUUCUAGGGACAAUCCAGCGUACAUCGUCCCGUCGUUGCGAAAGACCCUCAUCCAGCUCUUGACUGAACUGGAGUACUCGACGAACAAACGUGCUCGGGAAGAUUGCACUUCGAUUCUGACAAUGCUCGUUGGACUGACGCAUAACUUCAUCCGGCCUUAUGCUCUGCCCAUCCUGGCCGCAUUGAUGCUCAAGGCAGACGACGCGAAUCCCACUGUGGCAGCAAGCAUCAUGAUGUGUCUUGGGGAACUCUGUGUCGUCGCCGGGGAGGAAGCGUUGCCCUACGUCCCGCAGCUCAUGCAAGUUAUCAUCAAGCAGCUGUCUGACCCAUCUGGCGUCAAGCGCGAUGCGGCUCUGCAUGCCUUGGGUCAGGUCUGUUCCAGCACGGCCUAUGUCAUCGACCCCUUCGUAGACCAUCCCGACCUGCUUGAACUGCUAAGCCGUAUCUUGCGGACUGAAACGACGCCCAUUGUGCAGAGAGAGGUCGUGAAGGUCUUUGGCAUCAUCGGCGCGGUGGACCCGUACAAACGCAAGGCCAAGUCUGUGGAUGGCAACGCAAGCGAGAUCCCCAUGACCGCGGUGAAUCAAGUCGCCAUCGCGCCGACACAAGCUGUGACGGGCACAGACGACUACUUCCAGACCGUAGCAAUGGGGGCCUUGCUGGGGAUCCUGCAAGAUCCGUCUCUCAACCACUAUUACCACAGCGUCAUUGAGGCGAUCAUGUCCAUUUUCAAGACCCAAGGGCUGAAAUGUGUGGCUUUCCUUCCCCGGGUCAUUCCGGCAUUCGCUGCCGUCACUAGAGCGUCGCCGGUUCGCUUGCAGGAGUUCCAUCUGCAGCAGCUGGCGAUCCUCGUCGGGAUCAUCAAACAGCACAUCCGUAAUUAUACGGUGGUCGUCUUUGGGCUUGUGAAAGAGCUAUGGGACAAUACGUCUCUUCAGCUGCCCCUCAUUUCGCUCAUUGAGUCACUCAGCCAUUCGCUGGCUGCAGAUUUCAAGCCACUGCUCAGUCACGUCAUACCACUCAUCAUGCGUGCUUUCGACGGCGAGGGCAGCACCAGACGCGCACAGACCCAGAUCAAGAUUUUCGAUGCCUUGCUUAGCUUUGGGUCCAUCCUCGAGGAUUAUCUGUAUCUGAUCAUUCCCAUUAUCGUCAAGACAUACGAACGCAUCGAUGCACCGACUGUCCUCAGGAAACGGGCCAUCCAGACUAUUGAGGGAUUGGCCAAACACGUCAACUUCUCUGACCAUGCGUCUCGCAUCGUCCAUCCAUUGGCCCGUGUGCUUAACGGGUCCCACAACGAGCUUCGGGCUUGUGUCAUGGAGGCUCUCUGCGCGUUGGUCGUUCAGCUGGGCCCCGAUUUCGCAGUCUUUGUGCCCAUGAUCAAUUCUUUGCUGACCCGAACUAGAGUUUCGCAUCCUCGAUACGAGACGCUGAUCACCAAACUGCUCAACGGCGAGCGACUUUCUCAAUACAGCCUCGAGCGUGUGUCCAGUGCAGGCUCCAACGUCCCAGAUGUGUCAGCCCCGGCGGAGGCGACCAAGUUGUCGGUCAACCAGAUGCACUUGAAGCAGGCGUGGGACAUCUCGUCGGUAGUCAGAUCCACGGAUUGGAGUGACUGGAUGAGACGCGUGCGAUUGGAGUUCAUGAAAGAAUCACCAUCGCACGCGCUGAGGGCUUGCAUGAGUCUCGCUGACACACAUCCUCCGCUGGCGAAGGAGCUCUUCCCAGCCGCCUUUCUAUCAUGUUGGACGGAACUAUACGACAACUACCAGGAGGAGCUCGCCAUCUGUCUCGAUGCCGCGCUCGAAUCAGGGACGGCACCGACCGAGAUCAUUCACUGCAUCCUGGACCUAGCAGAGUUCAUGGAACAUCAGGAGAAGGCGCUGCCCAUCGACCACGUGAGCCUGGGCGAUUAUGCCAUGCGGCACAACGCAUACACCAAGGCGCUGCACUAUAAAGAGCUGCAGUACUUCGUCGAUCCUUCCGCUGACACGAUCGAGGCGCUAAUUUCCAUUAAUACCCGGCUGCAGCAACGAGAUGCUGCCUGGGGAAACGUUUCGACGGCCGUGGAACGGUAUGAGAUGUCUGAGCACGAGGAAUGGUACGAAAAGCUCGGGCGCUGGUCAGAGGCUCUAAACGCCUACAACCGCAAAGCAUGCGAAGAGGGGCCGACGAUGAAGAUCGAGAUAGGGAGGAUGAAGUGUCUAAACGCACUGGGGGAAUGGGACGAGCUGGCAGACCAUGUCGGCCGCUGCUGGACUGAGGCUGGUCCCGAGCAGCGCACCGAAAUCGCGCCCAUGGCAGCGACAGCGGCUUGGUCGCGGGCGGAUUGGGAGACUAUGGAUGUGUACAUCAGCACCAUGGGAUCGGAUUCGCCAGACCGCCACUUCUACAAAGCGAUCAUGUCCAUCCACCAGAACAAUUUCCCGAAAGCGAUUUAUCACAUCAUGAAGACUCGUGACAUCAUCCAUCCCAUGUUGACCUCGUUCGUAGGUGAUGGAUACAGCCGGUCCUACGAUGUCAUGGUUCGCACCCAGCUACUUUCGGAGCUGGAGGAGAUCAUCCUGUACAAGAAGAGUGCGGACCAACCGGAACGUCAGCGAACAAUGCGCAAGGCUUGGAUGAAACGUCUCUCCGGUUGCAAGAGAGAUGUAGAAGUUUGGCAACGCGUCCUGCAAGUCCGUUCGCUUGUGAUCAAUCCCGAGUCUGAUCCUGAGAUGUGGAUUAAAUUCGCGAAUCUUUGUCGCUCCUCGGACAGAUUGCCGCUGGCGGAGAAGACGAUCGAUUCUCUGCUAUCUCCAGUGCAGCGGCGGCAAACAGAGGCUCCUCCGGAUGUCGUCUAUGCUCAGCUCAAGUAUAUGUGGGUUUCUGGCGAGCACCAGAACAGCUGUGCAUUCCUGCGAGACUUCAUCUCCACGCUGACCCGCGAUUUGGAGGCGGAAGCUCAUGAUCCACGCUUGAGUCCUCAGGCAUCGAAGGAAAAGCUGAGCAAACAAAAUAAGCUGCUCGCGCGAUGCUACUUCAAGGUGGGCGAGUGGGAACAGCAGCUGCGCAGUGACUGGGUCCGAAGUCCACAUUACGCCGAAAUCUUGACCUCUUUCCUGGUCGCCACUCGCUACGAUCCGGACUGGUACAAGGCGUGGCACACCUGGGCGCUAUCCAACUUCAACGUCAUCAGUUACAUGAAGGCCCAAGAUCGGACGGAAAUUGCUGGUAAUCGACUAGCAGCGCAUGCUGUGCAGGCCAUCUCGGGAUUCUUCCGCUCUAUCGCGCUCAACAACCAGAACUCGCUCCAAGACACCCUGCGAUUACUGACUCUGUGGUUCGAGUUCGGUGCGCACGACGAUGUCAGCCAAGCCAUUAACAAUGGUUUCCGAGCUGUGAGCAUCGACAGUUGGCUGGACGUGAUUCCGCAGAUUAUUGCCAGGAUCCAGACUCCGCAUGCGAAUAUUCGACGAGACAUCAACCAUAUCCUCAUCGAUGUUGGGAGAACCCACCCGCAGGCGCUAGUCUACCCGCUCGUUGUGGCUUCGACAUCUCAGAGCGUCAACCGGCAAGCGGCAGCUAACAUCAUUAUGGACGUGCUCAAGGAGCACAGCCGCGGCAUUGUCGAGCAAGCGGAGCUCGUCAGUGCAGAGCUCAUCCGCGUCGCCAUACUCUGGCACGAGCGAUGGCAUGAAGGUCUUGAAGAGGCGUCCAGACUGUAUUUCACAGAGAAGAAUGCGGACGGCAUGAUUGCCGUGUUGCAGCCGCUGCACGAUCUUCUCGACCAUGGAACGCAAACUCAACGCGAGGCGAGCUUUGCGAGCAAUUUCGGAAAAGAGCUGAGGGAAGCACGGGAUGCGUGCAAGAGAUAUCGAAUCUACGGAGACACCAGCGAACUCGAUAAGGCGUGGGAUAUCUAUUAUGCGGUCUUCAAGAAGAUAGAAAAGCAGUUGCCGGGGCUGUCCUCCCUCGAUCUGCAGUACGUAUCUCCGCGUCUCUUGGAGGCUCGGGAUCUCGAUCUGGCGGUUCCCGGGACGUAUCGCAGUGGACAUGAAGUCAUCCACAUCCAGAGAUUUGCGCCCAAGCUGACGGUGAUCGCCUCGAAACAGCGACCUCGUCGCCUGUGUCUCACUGGCAGCAACGGUCGGGACUACCAAUAUCUGCUCAAAGGGCACGAGGAUCUCCGCCAAGAUGAGCGGGUGAUGCAACUGUUCAGUCUGGUCAACAAUCUCUUGUACCUCGACGGCUCGAGCUUCACGCGUCGGCUCCACAUCCAGCGAUAUCCUGUGAUUCCCAUCGCCCCCAACGCAGGUCUGCUCGGAUGGGUGCAAGAUAGCGACACACUACAUGUCCUGGUCCGCGACUAUCGAGAAGCGCGAAAGGUGGUGCUCAAUAUCGAGUACCGCAUGAUGAUCCAGAUGGCACCGGACUACGAGAACCUGACCGUGCUGCAAAAGGUCGAGGUGUUCGAAUACGCGCUCGAGAAUACAACGGGACAGGAUCUGUACCGAGUUCUGUGGCUGAAGAGCAAAAACUCGGAGCACUGGCUCGAGCGCAGGAGCACAUACACUCGCUCGCUCGCCGUGAGCAGUAUGGUGGGGCACAUCCUCGGUCUCGGGGACCGACAUCCUUCCAACCUCCUCAUCGAACGGACGACGGGCAAGAUCAUCCAGAUAGACUUCGGCGACUGUUUCGAGAUUGCGAUGACCCGCGACAAGUUCCCUGAGAAGAUUCCGUUUAGGUUGACGAGGAUGCUGACCCAAGCUAUGGAGGCAAGCGGAAUCGAGGGGAGCUUCCGGAACACCUGCGAAAUCACCAUGCGUGUGCUGCGUGACAACAAAGAGUCGUUGAUGGCCGUGUUAGAGGCAUUCAUCUACGAUCCUCUCGUCAACUGGCGGCUGGCUCAGCACAGUCCGGAGAUUCGAGGGAGUUCGGAUCCCAGACGUGUUACCGAAUUGGCUCGAGUAGCAGCCCAUCCCCAGGCCCCGAGUCGUAAACUCAAAGCCGACGAAAACUAUAUCUUCAGCGAGGGAGGCGCGGAUACUGGGGCCCAGGAAGUGCGGAAUAUCCGGGCUCUCUCCGUCUAUCGCCGGGUCCAGGAUAAGCUCAAGGGGGGAGAAUUUGGCGCAGAACUCAACGUCAAAGAACAGGUCGAUCGACUCAUCACCGAAGCCAUGUCCAUCGAAAAUCUAUGCCAGUGUUUUUCUGGUUGGUGCGCAUUUUGGUAAUGCUCUUUGCUUUGUAUGUUUGCUUGUAUAUGAUAUCAUCAUCAUCUAUCUGUACAUUACUCCAAAACUUGAAUUAAUCUCUCAUUGGAAAUCUCGA
Messenger RNA from Mycena citricolor, 7250 nucleotides. Lineage: Eukaryota; Fungi; Basidiomycota; Agaricomycetes; Agaricales; Mycenaceae. The record is from the annotation of a GenBank genome assembly.